UUUCAUUCUGAACAUUGCCGUUGUUUUGACAACUAAAUGCAAUGUUUUGCUAUCUCGCCAAAAAUUUUGACGUUUGUUCAUCAUUGUUCCAGCACAUAGCAUUGUCCAUUUCAUUUGUGUAUUUUAUAAAUGCGUUGGUCAACAAGUGCAGUUCUCUCUUUCUGUCGGUAAAUCGUUUCAAGCAGACGCAUCGCGGUGGACAUAAUUAUUGUGCAAAAAAAAUAAUUUAUAUUUUCAAUUUCCUUAUAUCAACAAGUCUGCAAUUUAAGUGAAGUGGUUGAUUGAUGCGGCGGCAGAAUUCUGUGCACGCAGCAAAAGAGUGAGCGCGAGAGACAGUUUGAAUGCGUAAACAUUGACGACACUUGAAGCCACAGAGAAAGAAAAAACACAAAAGACAACUGUGUUUUACUAUUUCGAAAAGAUCAAGGCUGAGUGAGAAGGUGCAGGGGAAAACACGGCGCAUCGAAACCAAGCGAGAAGAAAGAAAAAAAGAGAGAAGAAGUAGAAGCGAUAUGUCAGUGACCGCAAAUAUAAGUGACAAAAUACCCAUGAAACUUAGCCAAAAUGUGGAAUCGCAGGCAGCAUUUUGCUUGCGUUGGAAUAAUUUCCAAUCGAAUAUGUUGGAUGUGUUUGAGCGGCUAUUUCUUGACGAAUGCUUUGUGGAUGUGACACUUGCGUGUGAGGGUCAAUUAAUCAAGGCACAUAAAAUGGUGUUGUCGGCAAGUAGUUCAUAUUUUCAAGAAAUUUUCACAACAACACCCUGUACACAUCCAGUCAUCAUCAUGAAAGACGUUCCGCUAAAGGAUUUACGCAAAAUUCUCGAGUUUAUGUACAAGGGUGAAAUAAAUGUAAGCAAACCGGAGAUUACAUCGUUGUUGCUUGUCGCUGAGGCGCUUCAUGUACGAGGACUAGCACAAAUUGACACAAGCAACGAAGAACCACAGCCAUCCACCUCAAAUGCGGACGUUUUAGCGGACAUGCAAAAAUCCAACAAAGUGAAUCGGCUAUUAAAACGCGAAUCAUCCGUUGAGUCAUUGGUUUUGAUCGAAGACGAAUCAUUACUGCAGCCAGCCAAACAAGCCAAAAUGACCGCCAAUGACACAAGCCAAAAAUCAGAAUCGCCACAAAACACACCAACCGAUGAACUAGCCUAUAAUUCGAUGCGCGAAGCCGAAGAUGAUUUCCUUGAAAGUGCGGCCGAAUACGAUGCGGAUGAUUUCGAUCCAAUCGCCGUCGAUUCCAUUCAAAUCAAACAAGAAGAAGAUAUCAUUAGCAAUUACUCAACUGAUAACGGGAACCUUCAAGGUUUCCAUUGGAUGGAUCCAAAUGUUCACUCACUCACAUCGGAGAUACUAGAUAUUGAUGGAGUCAAACCGAAAACAGGCAAAAAAAGUGAAACGUCUUCAAAAUUGAAAGCACCUUCAUGGACGGCCGAUCAAUUACGGGAAGCGAUCGAUUCGGUGGUGAGGCAAAAAAUGCGUUUCACACAAGCAAGCACCAAAUACAAUAUACCGAAAGGAACGCUAUACGAUAAUAUUCUUGGUAAAUCGAAUCGAAUGGAAGUAUUGGCCAAAUCCGGUUUGAAUGCACACGAUGAAAAUGCGAUACUGGAAUAUUGUUGUGAUCUCUCGGCGUCACCGUACAAUCGGCGCACACGAAAACCGCUAUCAGAAAUUUUGCAGUUCGUCUAUCGGUUGGAGAACUGUAAUCAUCAAGUGUUUGACGAGAAUGGGAGAUUCGCCUAUCGAUGGUGGUGGGCAUUUUGUAAAAAGUAUUCAAUCGUCUCACUACAUUACGAUAACAAUGCAAAUAUCAAAAUGACCGAACGAAAUUGAUUUUCUAGCCGCCCAUUCGAUUCACUUCUUACAUCCUGACGAGAAGAAAAAGAACGAAUAUAAAAAACACAUACAUUCCAUUUCAAUGUUAACAUAUCUUAUGAUUACUUUAUAAGUUUGUCGUGCCUUUUGUUUUAUGACAUUUUUGCUUCAUUUAUUUUCCGUUUUGUUUUCUGUUUUGUCGUCGGGUGAACAUACAUAAAAAAAAAGAACACAAAAACACACAGAAUGAUUGAUCGAUUGUAUUUUAUAGUUUAUGUCUAGUGAAAGUACUAGUAGAUCUUGAGUCAAAGACGUUAAAAAGUAAGACGUUGUAAAGACAAUAUGUUUCAUGGCAAGCAUGAAUUCAAUAAAAUCGAAUACAACAAUUGAAAUAAA
This is a messenger RNA of Sitodiplosis mosellana (orange wheat blossom midge), 2213 nucleotides long. RefSeq names its product nucleus accumbens-associated protein 1-like. The record is from RefSeq and is a predicted model, not a curated record. Bases 513 to 1835 code for a protein of 440 amino acids. Gene Ontology annotation, biological process: regulation of transcription by RNA polymerase II. Gene Ontology annotation, molecular function: DNA binding; protein binding. NCBI's taxonomy places the organism in Eukaryota, Metazoa, Arthropoda, Insecta, Diptera, Cecidomyiidae. Gene Ontology annotation, cellular component: nucleus. The transcript has 4 exons.